AUGAGGACAGAUGAUUUUGUAACCCGGUUCCUGGCCCUCUCCAUCCAAGGGGGUAUAGGUAAUGAACAUACAGUAGAACUGCUAGAAUGCAAUGUGAAUCCCCACAUUGCAGAACAGCUUUAUUUGCAGGAUAUGAGAAAUGAGAACCUCUCACAAGCAGCAGAAGAAGUUCGCAAAAUAGGUAGGGCCAUUGAGCUCUACAAAAUGCAAUUCUGUGGCGGGUCCACCACCAAAAACAACUGUUCCCAGAGGAGCACUGGGUCAUCAAACCAAAAUAAUCAUCACUCUCACGGGUUCAAACCAUUCGGGCUGCAACUAGGGCAGGGAGCCCCUAUGGAUAUUGGUGCGGUCCAAGGUGGACAGAUGGGCAGAUUCAAAGGGAACUGCUACAAUUGUGGUCAAGAAGAACAUAUAUCCCGAGACUGUAUAAAUGGGGCGCAGGCUGCCCAACAAAAAAAUAACCAAGGGCACCAGGUUCACCAAUUAGAAAUGGAGAAGCUGGAAGAUUGGCUCAAUACUCUGGCCGGUUGCUCAUAUGACAAAAUCCAAGCCUUCUUUUACGACCAACAGGUCGCUGAGAUGAAGGCUCAGGGAAAAAAGUUCAAAGCUUAG
This is a messenger RNA of Serpula lacrymans var. lacrymans S7.9, 612 nucleotides long. RefSeq lists its product as uncharacterized. The transcript has a single exon. Lineage: Eukaryota; Fungi; Basidiomycota; Agaricomycetes; Boletales; Serpulaceae. Gene Ontology annotation, molecular function: nucleic acid binding; zinc ion binding. Bases 1 to 612 code for a protein of 203 amino acids. The record is from RefSeq and is a predicted model, not a curated record.